Messenger RNA from Drosophila montana, 640 nucleotides. RefSeq lists its product as uncharacterized. Gene Ontology annotation, molecular function: protein binding. NCBI's taxonomy places the organism in Eukaryota, Metazoa, Arthropoda, Insecta, Diptera, Drosophilidae. The record is from RefSeq and is a predicted model, not a curated record. The transcript is spliced from 2 exons. The coding region runs from base 141 to 485 and encodes 114 amino acids.
UUUACAGUUUUCUGACAGACGACACAUUUCAGUCGGUUCGAUUAACAUUCGUAAGCAAUUCCAUACCCAUAACAAUCAGUUUUGUUUGUUUAGUAAUUGAUUCAGAACGAAAACUGUCUGCACGAGAGAACUAGAGAGCCAUGGCCAGCAUCACAUUCAAGGGUCGUCCGACUGUUGUAUUGCGCACCUAUCAGGUGCUACGCAUUGGCAACAAUGUCCAUGAUAAUAAGCUGGACUUUUGUUUAGAUGAUAAGAUGCUCCACACUGAUCCAAAGACUGUGGCUAAGCUGCACGCAACAUUGACACGGAGCGAGACGGGCCUGUUCCUGGUCAACGAGAGUCGCAAUGGUACUGUCAGUGUGAAUGGUCAACGUUUUAGCGGUCCGGUUUUGAUCACCUAUCGUGACGCAAUUAAUGGCAUUGUCAAGUUACGUUUUGGUCGCGUCGAGGCCUUCCUACGCGUCUCCGGCAGCCUGGGGGGCUAAACUGGGGGCGUUGCCGUAUAUGGACGGUCGUCCCCAUUGUUUACAUUGGACAAACAGUUCGAGGUUCACUGUUUUUCAAGUUAAAAUUUAUGUUUCACUACGUAUUAAAUGUAUGUUUCACGAAUUACAUAAACCAUCAAGUUGUUUACCCAUAA